Bolinopsis microptera is the source of this 2007-nucleotide messenger RNA. RefSeq lists its product as uncharacterized. The record is from RefSeq and is a predicted model, not a curated record. Bases 1 to 1827 code for a protein of 608 amino acids. Lineage: Eukaryota; Metazoa; Ctenophora; Tentaculata; Lobata; Bolinopsidae. The transcript has a single exon. Gene Ontology annotation, molecular function: oxidoreductase activity; copper ion binding.
AUGAAGUUCAACUUUACAUGGAAACAAAUGAUAAGUGCGGUAGCUGCUGGAAUAUUCUUGAUUAUUUGCGGUGGGAUAGCUUUUCAGACAUUUAUCUCCAAGUUUGAGGGAAAUUUCACCUCAUCUACUUCUAGAUACGAAUUUAGGAUUCAACGUAACGUUCAAGUCGUCGGAGGUAAAACUUUGAUUGUAAACACUGUAAACGGCAAGGUGCAGGGACCCGCGAUUAACGUGAGAAGAGGAGAAACGCUGUCCGUUCUACUGACAAACGACCUACUGGACCACGGAGUAAGUCUUCACUGGCACGGGUUUGAGAUGAGAGGGGUCCAGCACUACGACGGGGUGGUGGGGCUAACCCAGUGUGCUGUGGCACCUGGGGAGAGCUUUCUUUAUGAGUUUGUAGUGGAUGAAGAACCAGGGACGUAUUGGUGGCAUGGACACUCCAGCAUGGUGCCUGUUGGGCACGACUUUGUGCGAGGACCUCUCAUUGUACAUCCAGCUAGUUGGAGCACUGAUGGGAACGAAAGAACACUUUUCUUCCAAGAUUUAUAUCCCAAUUUCAUUGGCUAUGAUCACCCUCUAACUAUGGGAGGUCUUGUCCGAAGUCCCAUCCCAGAUCUUGAGGGUUUUCACAGUGGUGCCAUAGGGUGGACAUCAGGACUAUUGAACGGAGAUGCUCAACCUACAGUAGAUGUUCAGAAUGGGAAGUAUCUGUUUAGGAUUAUCAAUGGAGGGGGUAUAUUUUCCUACUUUUUCAGUGUUGAUGGACACAAACUCACAGUGGUAGGAACAGAUGGUGGGCCAGUGGAACCUUACGAAACGGAUGUGAUCAUGAUUAGCACUGGAGAAAGGUACGAUGUCCAGAUUAACUUCAACAUAACUGAACCCCACCAGAAUGUUUGGAUUCGUGCAAUGACUCCUUCUGCUGAACAGAAGAAGGGGAUUUUGGGCGUUCUCCGGAUCCGCACCAACCACAAUAUUCUGUAUCGCGAAGACUCACCAGAAACAGAGCUGGUGGAUAUGACCAAAGCCAAGAUUUUGAACUGUGAUAUGUUCAAGAUGCCACAGUUUGACUGUAAUUCGGUGACAAGUCUUAUCUCGACUGUUAAAAGAGUGCAACUACCAGAAUCAGAGACUCAUAUAGCAGACUUCCUGUUCCAAUUUGUUCCCCAGUACGGUCACCUAUGGUCAAUAGACCACGGAAUUUGGAAACAAAACGUUCUACCUCGCAAAGCAAUGAUUGCAGACACUUUCAAUCCAGCAAAAGAUCUUCACCCAAACUCUGAUGUCCUGACUCUGCCUCUAAACAAAUCAGUAACUCUUGUCAUACGCUCCGUCACGGCAUUCCCUCACCCGAUACACCUUCACGGCCACAAGUUUGAAGUACUGGAGGUAGCUACAAGACUAAAAAAGGAUUGUCCAGAUGGCAGAUGUGACCUGCCUGAUUUGGAGAAAGUGUUUUCCACUAAUAUUACAGAUCUGAGUACACGACCAAGACAAGGAGUUCUAAAAGACACCGUGAUAGUCCCAGUUGGGGGAGCCAUCGCCAUCAGGUUCAACACAGACAACCCCGGUGUGUGGUUCCUGCACUGCCACCUGGACCAGCACAUGGAGGACGGACAGGGCUUCAUUGUACACGAGGGAGGAUACACCCAGUCAACGACAACAUUCCCUUCUGACUAUCCUUCCUGCGACUACGAGGGUAAACUGCAACACUUGGAGGCUGCGGAUUGUAACUGUUACGAGGACACUAGUUUGGAUGAGAGGUGGAGGAUGAAGAACACCAUGAAAUGCAGUAAACCUCAUCUGUGUAGACAUAUUGGGUAGAGCAUUUAUACAAUAUUGAUUGUUGGUCCAUGCAAUAUUAGCCGUUAUGCGUUAGUAAUACACUUAUAGACAGGGACAAAAGUGAAAAGGAUUUCGCGAUUAUUUUGGCCAAAAAUCGCGGUACCGCGAAAUUUAACAGGCUAUACAUUAAACUAUACAUAAAAUUUGUCGCGGAGAAUG